This is a messenger RNA of Uloborus diversus, 683 nucleotides long. RefSeq names its product junctophilin-2-like. The coding region runs from base 156 to 683 and encodes 175 amino acids. The transcript has 2 exons. NCBI's taxonomy places the organism in Eukaryota, Metazoa, Arthropoda, Arachnida, Araneae, Uloboridae. The record is from RefSeq and is a predicted model, not a curated record. Gene Ontology annotation, cellular component: endoplasmic reticulum membrane; plasma membrane; junctional membrane complex.
UGGAUGUCGGCAGGCGAUAAAAAAAGCAACCGCGCAAAGAGGACUAAAAAUAUAAGAGAGGAUGGCUCUGCAAGGGUGUCGGCGAGGCAGAGCGGGAUGCUGUGGCGGUGGCAGCCGGCGCUCUAAAAUGUGUUCCAUGAGUUCGGUCGCCGACGAUGACUUCGAGCUUGGGGAGCCCCGGCGGGGGUCGCUUCGACUUUGACGAUGGGGGCACGUUCUGCGGCGGAUGGGAGGACGGAAAGGCCCACGGGCACGGCGUGUGCACGGGGCCCAAGGGCCAGGGCGAGUACAGCGGGGCCUGGUCCCAGGGCUUCGAGGUGUCCGGCGUGUACGUGUGGCCCGCGGGAGGCACCUACGAGGGCCAGUGGGGCAACGGGAAGCGCCACGGACUGGGCGUCGAGACCCGCGGACGGUGGGUGUACCGCGGGGAGUGGACGGACGGACUGAAGGGCCGGUACGGCGUCCGGCAGAGCAUCUCUUCGGGGGCCAAGUACGACGGGACGUGGGCCAAUGGACUGCAGGACGGAUACGGAUCCGAAACCUACGCUGACGGAGGUGAGUUUCGUCUUCUUUCCCGGACUCUUCGUUUCUGGUUGCCACAAAUCAAAAGUAAAUUUUUGUUGCCUCGACGUGGAAAGGAUGAUCAAGCCUUGGUUUCAAGGCUUAUCUCCAUCACCACCUAG